AUGUCUGCUGCUAGUCUCUCGUUUCUGAGUAGUGUGUGGAACCUUUUAAAUCCAAUAUCUUUAGUUCAGAUUUUGGGAGAUUGUUGGCGCUAUUGGUAUUGCAAGAUGCGACUUUUGAGACAUGUUUCUGUAAACUAUAAUGGAAUUGGUGUAGGAAUUGGUCUUAUUGUUACUGGUGUUGUUGGCCAUUAUAAAAUUUUGGACUAA
Molecule: messenger RNA, 207 nt
Organism: Dentiscutata heterogama
Lineage: Eukaryota; Fungi; Glomeromycota; Glomeromycetes; Diversisporales; Gigasporaceae
Source: the annotation of a GenBank genome assembly